This is a messenger RNA of Toxorhynchites rutilus septentrionalis, 5206 nucleotides long. RefSeq names its product carboxypeptidase D (gene svr). Lineage: Eukaryota; Metazoa; Arthropoda; Insecta; Diptera; Culicidae. Gene Ontology annotation, biological process: proteolysis. The transcript is spliced from 13 exons. The record is from RefSeq and is a predicted model, not a curated record. Gene Ontology annotation, molecular function: metallocarboxypeptidase activity; zinc ion binding. Bases 356 to 4714 code for a protein of 1452 amino acids.
UGUCCGUUCAUUUCAUCGACGAGUUGGUUGAAUCGCGAGUGAGUGUAGGAAACACAAAUGUGAUUUUCCCUUGCUCGAAACAGCACACGUCGCAAUUUAUCGUCGUCCUGACGGUCUGGGUACAUUUUUUUUAUUGAAGUGAACUUGCAAAUUCUAUAAUUUGCCUGGGUGGAAGCGGAGAAAGGAUAAGGAUUUUCCUCCCUACAGGGAGAAAAAGUGGUAUAAAUUAUUCUUCGAAUUCGUUGCGUGUUGAGUGGAAAAAAACAGUGACUUGAUAAGGGGAAACAGUAGUUCACAUUUCAAUCUGUGAGCCUCGUUGUUCUGAACGACGUUGGCAGAAAGGGGAAUUCCCACGAUGAUUACAAAUAAGAAAUUAUCUGCUGGGCUGGUGAUUGCACUGAAUUGCUGCAUUUUACUCGCAAAUGGCUUCACGCUGCAAAAGCAAAAAAAUAGCUCGUCCGUUGGGGCCAUAAUCGAGAAUGAAAGUUUCCUACAGCAUCCCCAUUAUGAGAGCAAUAGCGAGCUGCAGGAUUUACUGGCACGUCUCCAGAAAGAUCAUCCCUCGCUGGUGAAGGUUCACAGCAUCGGAUCGUCUCUGGAAGGACGACCUUUGCUAGCCGUAGAAAUCCGAACUGAUAUCGAUCGACCGAGACCACUGCUGAUGCCAAUGUUUAAGUACGUGGCCAACAUGCACGGCGACGAAACUGUGGGUCGUCAACUGUUGAUUUAUCUGGCCCAAUAUCUUGUGAACAACUACGAGCAGGAUCCAGAGAUUGCCGCGUUGGUCAACAGUACCGAUAUCUUCCUGAUGCCAACAAUGAAUCCCGAUGGAUUCCAUCGCUCCAAGGAAGGAAAUUGCGAAUCUCUGUCGAGCUACACCGGCCGUUACAACGCAGCCAGCAUCGAUUUGAAUCGUGAUUUCCCGGACCGCUUCGACGAUGAUCGAGCGAGACAUUUGCGCAGGAACCGGCAGCAGCCCGAAACGGUGGCCGUCAUGAACUGGGUCCUCACCAAUCCGUUCGUGCUGUCGGCCAAUCUGCACGGGGGAGCAGUGGUGGCUAGCUACCCGUACGAUAAUUCCAUCAAUCAUCACGAAUGUUGCGAGGACAGUCCGACACCGGAUAACCAUUUCUUCAAGUAUGCCUCGCUAGUGUACGCCCAGAAUCACCCGGUGAUGAAGAACGGACACGAUUGUAACGAAACAUUCCAGGAUGGCAUUACCAACGGGGCAUACUGGUAUGAGCUGAACGGAGGAAUGCAAGAUUUCAACUACGUUUUCAGCAAUUGCUUCGAGAUCACACUUGAGUUGAGCUGUUGCAAGUAUCCCAAAGCAAGCGAGUUACCGCUCGAAUGGCAGAAAAACAAGCGUUCGUUAAUCGAGUACAUGAAGCUGGCCAACUCUGGCGUGAGGGGUCUGGUAACGGACAGCAACGGAUAUCCGAUCAAAGAUGCCGACGUAAUUGUUGAUGGAAUCAACCAGAACAUUCGGACUACGGAACGGGGCGAAUACUGGCGUUUGUUGGUGCCCGGCAACUACAAGAUCCGCGUUGAGGCCGUUGGAUUUUACCCAAGUCAAGAGGUCCCAAUCACCAUCGCCGCCGAACAGCCGCUACGUGUCAAUUUUAGUCUCAAAUCGUACGAAGCCGACGAAGUUUCAGACAAAACCAGACAUCCACGCGUAGUGCGGCAACUACCAGAUCAAUACGGAUUCGUCAUAGCUCCCAAGUUCGAGCAUCACAACUUCACGGCUAUGGAAUCCAUCAUCCACGAUCUGGCAGACAAUUACCCUUCCAUCACUCGACUCUAUUCGAUCGGCAAAAGCGUCCAACAGCGUGAUCUUUGGGUGAUGGAGAUAACUCGUAAUCCAGGUCAGCACAUCCCGGGCAAACCGGAAGUUAAGUACAUUGCCAACAUGCACGGUAACGAAGUCGUUGGUCGCGAGCUUCUGCUGCUGUUUGCGAAACUCCUGUGCGAAAACUACAAUCGCACCGAGCGGAUAACCAAACUAGUGAACAACACCCGGUUGCAUCUGCUCUUCAGUAUGAAUCCCGAUGGAUACGAAAUCUCCGAGAUCGAAGAUCGAGAUAACUUGAAGGGGCGAGCCAACGCGAACAACGUUGACCUGAAUCGCAACUUUCCGGAUCAGUUCGGAAUGAACAAGUACAACAUGAAGCAGGAACCGGAAACCCGAGCCGUUAUGAACUGGUCUCUGUCGAUUCCGUUUGUGCUGUCCGCGAAUAUACACGGGGGCGCCCUGGUAGCUAACUAUCCGUUCGAUGAUUCGCCCAAAGAUUUCGCGUAUCUCAACGAUUAUGUCAACCCACGGACCGUGAAUAACCCGACGGAGGAGAACGAGAUGUUCCAGUAUUUGGCUCAUACCUACGCAGAUGCCCACACAACGAUGCACUACGGAAAGCCUUGUCCCAGCUAUCUACGUGAGAGCUUCCCCGAUGGUAUAACAAAUGGUGCCGCUUGGUACUCGGUUACCGGUGGAAUGCAGGAUUGGUCCUACGUAGUGGGUGGUGCUUACGAACUAACGCUGGAAGUUGGUUGCGAAAAAUUCCCCAAACCGGAAGAACUGCCCAAUUUCUGGUUGCAGAAUCGGGAAGCUUUGCUAAGAUACGUCGAGCAGGCCCAACAUGGCAUAACGGGUAUGGUCAAGAGCACUAUCGGUCAUCAGAUAGCGCACGCCACAAUCCAAGUGAAUGAAAUACAACAUGUCACAUUCUCCACGGCGGAAGGAGAUUACUACAAGAUGCUACUACCUGGGUUGUACAAUGUGACUGCUGAUGCGGCUGGAUACGAACCGCAAACUAUGCAGGUUCAAAUUCUCCCCGAAGCAACCAAAGCGGUGAUAGUGGAUUUCCUUCUUAUGCGGGAUGAUCCGCAGCAUUGGUCGUCGGCAUACGAUUAUCGGACUCUGGAGAAUGUAGUUAGAACACGUUAUCAUACCGAUGUUGAACUGGUUUCAAUCAUGGGAGAGUUCGAGAACAAAAACUAUAAGACUGCCUCACUUGAGUUCGGUGACAACGAGGUAUCGAUGGCCUUUCCAUCGGUUAAAAUAACUGAUAACAUUGGAACACCGGAGGAAACAAAGUUACAUAUUCUCGUUAUAUCAUCGCUCUUCCAAAGCGCAGCCAUUGGUCGCGAAAUGGUCAUCAAUCUGGCGAGACACAUACUGGCGGGCUAUAAAAUUCCUGAACCUGCUUUACUGAAGCUGCUUAAAAAUGUAGUGCUUCAUUUCGUUCCUAUCAAAAUGGACUCGGAAGAACUCUUGACGCAAUAUCGGGCCAACAACAGCUUGUGUGAUCCUGUAGUUAAGGAUGAACUGGCCGAUCGGUUGCUGAGUGCAGAAACCGAUCACCAGAAGGAUAUGUUACUGCGUAUGCUGCAGGAUGAACAAUACGACUUGGCGUUGAAUUUUGCAGCUGGAGGCAACGAAGUAUUCUAUCCGAAAACCGAUGACAAAGUGGCAAUUUAUUCACGUUUGGCUGAGAAAAUCAAGGGCCACAAAUACACCGCUGUCAGCAAUGAACAAUGUCCUUCAAACGUGGCCCGGGUUCAUCAAGCAGAUGCCAUUCAGAAGCUAACCAAUCAACUACACAGCUUCUACAAGGUUCCGCUAUUCACCAUUCAACUCGGUUGUUGUAAGAUGCCACUGGAGGCGGAUAUCGCCUCGGUAUGGCGUCAGAACCUAGAGCGGAUGACUAAUUUCCUACGUCUCGUUGACACCGGUAUCAAGGGUUACGUGAGAGACACCAGAGGAGUUCCUCUGCGAACGGCCAUUCUGAAGGUUCGAGGAAACAAUUUGAUCUAUAAGGUUACACCAAAUCUGGCACACUUCCGCGUGGUGCUUCCAUCCGGUUCGAUGGAAAUCGAAUUCAGCUGUCUCAAUUACACAUCAAGAAUCGUAUCGAUUGCUUUGAACCAGAAUCAAGUGCUGGACAUGGGGGAUAUCGUUAUGCAAGAAGUUGGUAGACCACGAGAGGGCAUUGUGGAACCCGAGCCACAUCAGCCGCUAGUUUCCACGGUAAAGCCAGAGCAACAUGGCAGUUUUGGUGUUCUCGAACCACACAGUAACAUGAAGAUGUUCCCCCAGGACGGAGGAGUGGUAGAAACUCGUGGAAUUAUUUCAGGAUUGGUUCUCGAUGAGCUGAAUCAUCCUCUUCCAAACUCGAAGGUGUUCAUACAAAACAAGGUUAGCAACCUUUCUACCCACACGGAUUCCAUUGGCAAAUUCCAACUAAAUGGCGUUGAGCAGAAAGAUCUGGUCCUGCAUGCACAGUCUCCGGGAUAUACGUCCGACGAGAAAACGCUCCACAUUGGUCCCCUGGCAGACCUCUCGGGGGUCAUAUUCCGGCUGAGGAAAGACGAACGAGUGCUGGGAAUACCACGUUUGCUGUUCGUCAUUCUGGCAGGCUGUGCCUCGGUGGCCAUCAUCGCUUGCGGCGUACUAUUCUUCACGUACAUCCAGGCUCGCCGGAAAAAUUCCCGCUACUACUACAACUUCUCGAUUCUACCCCAGAAGGGAGAACAAACGCAACGACUCUUCGAAGAUGACGACGACGGUGAGACGGAGCUGUUUCGAGCACCAACGAAAAAGCUCCAACCAUAUUAUGACGACGAACGGGACCCAAUAACCGACACCGAAGACGACAGCGAAGAGGAAAUCGUGAUGCUCAAUUCAUCAUUCCGGGAUAGCAGGGACAAAUAAGCACACGCAACAUGUUAGUUUUAACUAGCUAAUCUCUCUCUCUCUCCGUCACAAUAGAAGUCAUGACAAAUCAUAACAAUUGACAGAGCGCCGUCUGUCGGUUCGCAGAGAUGAGAUUAAAUGGCGGAUGAAUAUCUAGUGUGAAGUUAUCAGAACCAUUCCAUUUUUCAACUAGAAACGUAUAUUGAGCAAAAACACCAUCAUCAAAUGUACAGGAUUGAUAUUACAAAUGGGCUCUUGCGUUUGUAAUAUCGGAUGUGCCGAAAGUGAGAGUUGAACUAAAAUAAAUGUGAUAAUUUUAUGUGACACCCUAGGAAGAGCACACUUAUGACAGAUGUUACAUCAAUAUAGGAAAGGAAUGUGAAACUUUAAUUAGCGUCUAGAAGAUUAAUGUAGUGAUGUACUUAUUGUUUGGCUAUGUUGUCGAGAUGUUUUUUGAAUGAAGGACGAUUCGAAUACGAAGAUUUUAAAUAUAAUUUGUAAUAAUUACCA